AUGUGUCACACUCGUGGAGCCGUUGGAUUAUGUGUGUGCUCCAGUGCUCAACCGAGUUGCCACGAUUUGUGGCCAACACAGAAGAAUUCGGCAAGUCCCGGACCAAAAAAUAUGACGACUCAUAUCAAAUGGAUCGACACUGAUGUCAAUCAGAUCAAUGCGAUUUCUCAUAGAGUAACCGGCUUCUCCGCAGACUAUGCUCGCAGUCGAGUUGGCCAGAUGCGUGUGGAGCAUUUCCCAGAGCAAUUUCCAGGAUCACCAGUUUCCUUUGCUCCUACUUUAUCAGUAUUUAUCGUAUUUCUGGCUACAGUAAUCCUUUUUUAG
Caenorhabditis briggsae is the source of this 324-nucleotide messenger RNA. Lineage: Eukaryota; Metazoa; Nematoda; Chromadorea; Rhabditida; Rhabditidae. The record is from RefSeq and is a predicted model, not a curated record. The transcript is spliced from 2 exons. Bases 1 to 324 code for a protein of 107 amino acids.